GGCUCUCCCGUCCCCGGCUCCCCGCUCUCUCUCAGCCCCGGACAGGUGUGGUGGCUCUCCGCUCACCCGCAGCCAUUUUGAAUGUUCCAGACAAAGGCUCGUGUCUCCCCCCGCCCGCUUCUCCGCGCCCCUCACUAUCACCCGGUCCUCCACCUCCGCUCCCCAUCCCGGACUCCCCUCACCCUCCCGCCAGGCCCCGCUCCUCUUUCCCCUCCCCCACUCCUCUCCUCAGCCCUUCGCACCACCAAAUCCCGCUCGCAGCCAUUUGCCCUCGCCUUAUAUAGGGUGCCGCCGUCCAAUGGGCUCCCUCGGUGUCCGUGACGUGUUGGGCCAGCCGCACAGGCGCAGUAUGCCGCUGCCCUCUUGAGUUUGAGCGGCGGAGUAAAGAUGGCGGCGGGUUCGGAUCUGCUGGAUGAUUUCUUCAACACGGACGUGGACGAGAAAGUGGUGAGCGAUCUGGUGGGCUCCCUGGAGUCCGAGCUGGCGGCCGCCGCCCACCACCAUCAUCACCACCACCACCCGCAGCAGCCGCCACAGCCGCACCCGGGGCCCCCCGAGGUCCGCAGCCAGGCCCUCGCCAACCAUGUUGCCAGCCCUGCCGGGGUAGGGGCCGCCGCCACCGCCGGGGGACAGCCGGAGGCCAAGAUCGGACUCCCCCAGGACCUCCCCAAGACGGGAGCAGCUGUGCCUGGAGUCCAAGGAGGCGUCAUUAACAACACCCGACUGCAAACAGCCCCUCAGCCGGAUGGACUUCAGUCUGCUGGAUCAGAGACGGGAGGACCUCACAGUCAGGCCAAAUCUGGGGUCCUUGGCAACAUUGUAACUUCUUUGCCCAACCACGGCUCAGGUAAUGGCAAACCUGCGGCCAUUCAGACCAUGAAUGGAAAUAAUGUUGUUAUGAAUUCUCAUGGACCUGGGGGGCAUGGAGCCCAAUUUCAGGGGAACAGUAACCCGACGCCUGGAGUUAAUCUUGUCAACAAUGGCCCUGCUUCUGUCACCAAGGGCGGUGUGAACACAGCUGCCAAUACGGUGAUCCAGACUUCUUACCUUGCAACAACCAAUGUGUCGGCCUCUGUCAUCUCCUCAUCUGCAUCGACGACAGCUGGACAGCCCACAGGCAUGGCAGGUGUACCCACUACUGUAGCGCUGGUGAGACCUCUUAUGCAUCAGGGAGUGCCAGCCACCCAGAACGGAAGCAAUACUGUGAUCAAUUCCCCUUUGCCAGCUCCUGGUGGGGUGUCUUUGCAAAUGAACAGCCAGCCCAGCCAGGCACCUAGCCAGGUGAUCAAAUCGGAGUCCCCUAAAACUAUUAUUCAGACUCCUCAGCAGAGCCAGCCUGCCCCUGGGAAUAUGGUUAUUGGACAGACUAUGCAAGCAGGACAUCCAGGCCCUGGAGGAGCAGGUCCUGGCACCCCAACAGCAAUGGGCAAACCUUCAGUCAGCACUAUGCCUCAAAGUUUGCCAAGGACUCCUACAGCACCGCUUGGUGGCAUCAGGGCGACCAUAAAUCCACCUAUGUUGGCGCCGCGGAUGCCACCGCCUCAACAGAAUCCACCAAACAUCCAAAACUUUCAGCUUCCGCCAGGGAUGGUCCUUGUACGGAGCGAGAACGGGCAGCUGUUGAUGAUCCCCCAGCAGGCACUGGCCCAGAUGCAGGCUCAGGUUCAAGCACAGGCUCAAUCACAGGCCCAGGCUCAGGCCCAAGCCCAGGCUCAGGCCCAAGCUCAGGCCCAGGCCCAAGCCCAAGCUCAAGCUCAGGCCCAAGCCCAAGCCCAAGCCCAGGCCCAGGCCCAGAAUGCAAUGGUUACUCGGCCUGCAACGCCCACCACUGCCCCGUCUGUGCAGAUCUCCACAGUCCAGUCCCCCGGUGCACCUUUGAUGACGCGGCAGGUUACGCCAACUACCAUCAUCAAGCAAGUAUCUCAGACGCCAACGACUGUGCAGCCCACCACCACACUACAGAGACCCCCUGUUGUACAAAAUCAGAUAGUGCUCGGCAGCACGGCGCAAACUGCCACUUUGGGGACAGCGUCGGCCGUCCAGACUGGAACCCCGCAGAGAGCGGUGCAAGGAACUGCUACCCCAGCGACAGCCACCACGGAAACCAUGGAAAAUGUGAAGAAAUGUAAGAAUUUUUUAUCCACUCUCAUAAAACUGGCCUCAUCGGGUAAACAGUCUUCAGAGACGGCAGCUAACGUUAAAGAGCUAGUACAGAAUCUGCUGGAUGGGAAAAUUGAAGCAGAGGAUUUCACCAGUAGAUUAUACAGAGAACUGAACUCUUCACCUCAACCUUACCUUGUGCCUUUCCUAAAGAGGAGCCUCCCUGCCUUGCGCCAGCUGACCCCUGACUCAGCAGCCUUUAUCCAGCAGAGUCAGCAGCAGCAACCGGCCGCCCAGGCCACGACAGCCCUCACCGCAGUCAUGCUAAACAACCCUGCACAGCGAACAGCUGGCAAGACCACUGCCACCGUCACAAAUACAUUACAACAGCCUGUCAUCAGCCCCGCACAACAUGUACAUUCUAAACCUGGCCAACCAUCCCCACUGGUUAUCCAGCAGGCACAUAAAGCUGGGGCCGUUGUACGACACCAACAGGUCACAUUGACCCAAACGCCCAUGGUAGCACUUAGACCGCCUCAAAGCCGAAUUAUGCUCACCACUCCACAACAGAUACAGCUAAACCAGCUGCAUUCAGUCCCAGUGGUAAAACCGAAUGUUGUAGCUGGCACGAAAGCCUUUUCCACGAUGGCAGCAGCGCAAGCGGCAGCCGCACAGAAAAACAAAUUAAAAGAACCAGGGGGAGGAUCGUUCAGGGAUGACGAUGAUAUCAACGACGUGGCUUCCAUGGCGGGGGUGAACCUGUCGGAGGAAAGUGCGCGGAUAUUGGCAACGAAUUCCGAAUUAGUGGGGACGUUAACGCGGUCUUGUAAAGAUGAAUUGUUUCUGCUCCCUGCGGUAUUACAGAGGCGGAUACUGGAGAUCGGUAAGAAACACGGGAUAACGGAAGUCCAUCCAGACGUGGUCGGUUAUGUCUCGCACGCCACGCAACAGCGAUUACAAAACAUUGUAGAGAAAAUCUCAGAAACUGCUCAGCAAAAGAACAUCUCUCACAAAGAGGACGAUCGGUACGAGCAGACGACUGAUGUUCGGACGCAACUUAAGUUUUUCGAACAGCUCGACCAGCUAGAAAAACAGAGGAAAGAUGAGCAGGAGAGAGAAAUUCUCAUGCGGGCGGCAAAGUCUCGGUCACGGCAGGAAGAUCCAGAGCAGUUACGGUUAAAACAGAAAGCAAAGGAGAUGCAGCAACAGGAAUUGGCACAAAUGAGGCAAAGAGAUGCAAACUUAACGGCGUUAGCAGCUAUCGGCCCUCGAAAAAAGAGGAAAAUGGACUCCCCAGGCCAUGGUUCAGGGUCAGAGGCAUCCAGCACCAGUACAACACCCUCCAGCAGCUCCGGAGCAGGCAGUAGCAGACAGUUUACACGGCAGCGGAUAACGCGUGUCAAUCUCAGGGACCUCAUAUUUUGUUUGGAAAACGAGAGAGAGACAAGCCAUUCACUUUUGCUAUAUAAAGCAUUCCUAAAGUGAAAAAAAAAAAAACUAAAAAUAAAACAAAAACUCAACAAAAAUGGAAAAGAUCAAGGUAUUUUUUUUUUCUUUGGUUUUUGCAAAGACGACACUUUUCCCCCCUUUGAACCUCGCUGGGACUGUUUUUUAUUUUAUUUUUUCUUCUCAUUUUUAUAUGUUUGCCGAUUCUUAUUGCCUUUUUGCUUCCUUUUUUGACACGCUUAAUUAAGAGCAAACCACAAUCAUCAUCACCCUUCGGAUUCCUUCCAGUUUAAAA
Molecule: messenger RNA, 3841 nt
Organism: Rana temporaria (common frog)
Lineage: Eukaryota; Metazoa; Chordata; Amphibia; Anura; Ranidae
Gene: TAF4
Product: TATA-box binding protein associated factor 4
Exons: 16
Coding region: 388-3585 (1065 amino acids)
Biological process (GO): transcription initiation at RNA polymerase II promoter; DNA-templated transcription
Cellular component (GO): transcription factor TFIID complex
Molecular function (GO): protein heterodimerization activity; DNA binding; RNA polymerase II general transcription initiation factor activity
Source: RefSeq, a predicted model, not a curated record